AAUAUGCAACAUGCAACACACCGAACACGCGAAAAACCUAAAAAGUCUGUUAAACACCUGUCCGCAAUUGAUUUAGAUUUAUGAAGCUAAAUGAUAUCCAGGCACGCCAAGAACUGUUGCAUUCGUCAUGCAACAGUUGGUCUGGGGAAAUUCCUCAGGUAACAAAAUUUACAUUUAUCAUUUGCACUUGCUAUAAUUUCUCACCCCUGAUUAUGGAAUCUUCAAGCGCAGGCGCAAUCAACACGUGGUUGUUAAAAAUAGAGGCACUUGUUGCUACGCCAGCAACACGGUGCAUAACCGAGGCCAAAAAGCAACAGAUAAUUGCAUGACUUCCGGUAGUAAAAGUUUUUCUAUUUCCAGCAGAGAUUGGACAAGGCCUAGGUCGCGGAAUGUGUCUCGUGCUUUGGGUGUUGGUUCACUGAACUUGAGGCCCGAAACCAAAACCGCACCACAUUUAUGCAAGCAGUCAGCCAAGCCUGAAAAUCAAUAAGCUUAUAAACUGAAUCCAGAGUCGGUUGCCACAACCAGUUGAUUGGCAACCAUGUGGCAGUUGGCAUUGGGACUGGGUCUAAUCCAGCAGCUGAGCCUUGCCAUCGUGGUGGAGCGCAAUAUGUUUGCCUACUACAAGGUGCCGGCAGCCCAGCUACUUUACUCCCAAGACUUGGAUACGGAUUUUGACUCACCAUCCCAGGAGAUCAGCAAUCUUGAUGGUGGUCAGGUCAGCGAUCUCUACUAUGUGCUACAGUGUCCACCAAAGCUGGACGACGGGAUACCCAAGCCGCAGGACAUGCAAACCUGCAGUGUGGUGGACCAGUACCGGGGUAUGUCGGAAAAGAAGAAACCGAAGCCCAAGAAGCGCUACCACAUGGUUCCCUUCCGGAUAGUGCUGCGUCCAUUGGGGCCACCAGCCAUGAGACGUAGUCAUAAGCGUCUUAAACGCCAGCACAGGGAUCACAAGAAUCCAGAUCAGGAUGUCCCCAAAGUGGAGAAGAAAGAGGUGACCAGUCCGCUGCAGUACCUGGGACGCCCUCACAAACGCCAGAAGCUCCUCAAACUAGCCGCCGAUCAUCGCAAGUUCAAGCGAGGCAGCAGUUCCAAGGGUCACCAUCACAUGUACCACCGCGAUGAGACCUACAACGACCACAUCUUCUACGACGAACUGCAGACCGACGGAGAGUUCCACAAGCUAGGCAAAGGGAAAUCUAAAUAAAUGCUAAUUUAUUGGCCAGGAUAUUAGCAAGCUUUGCAUGAACUGAAACUAUUCAUCAAGACGAGUUCUCACACUCUUGAAAUAAAUCAUAAGAAUUAAAAUAGC
This is a messenger RNA of Drosophila rhopaloa, 1315 nucleotides long. RefSeq lists its product as uncharacterized. The transcript has a single exon. The record is from RefSeq and is a predicted model, not a curated record. The coding region runs from base 542 to 1210 and encodes 222 amino acids. Lineage: Eukaryota; Metazoa; Arthropoda; Insecta; Diptera; Drosophilidae.